Ipomoea triloba (trilobed morning glory) is the source of this 1889-nucleotide messenger RNA. Its product is annotated as probable purine permease 5. The transcript is spliced from 3 exons. The record is from RefSeq and is a predicted model, not a curated record. Bases 545 to 1633 code for a protein of 362 amino acids. Gene Ontology annotation, cellular component: membrane. NCBI's taxonomy places the organism in Eukaryota, Viridiplantae, Streptophyta, Magnoliopsida, Solanales, Convolvulaceae. Gene Ontology annotation, molecular function: purine nucleoside transmembrane transporter activity.
UUAUCUAUUCAUCUAGAGACUACUGAGGUUUUUUUGAAGACAAAGACUACAAGUUUUGAUUGUUCAUUUGUUCACCGUCGGCAACAGAUCUGAGUAUCAGACAUGAAGUUUCAGUGCGCGCUGCAGUAGGCACCACAGGCGACGUUUGCAGUAGGCACCGCCGGUGACGUCCGCAGCCAGUCAGCCGUUGUCACCGCCGAAGCCAGCAACCCACCACCACCGCGGACGCCUUCUGUGUUUCUGUAGGCCGCGGCCACCAACCCACCACCACCGGCGAAUCCACCAUCACCACUAGCUUGAAACAGUGAAUCAAUCAGCUAAACAACAGUAUUAGUAUACAGUAAUUCUUGAUUUCCAGCCGACAGCCGUACAAGAUUCAUUUUCUUAUUCUCCGUCAGUUGAACAGUGGACAGACAGGACAGUCACGUAAUUCUUUCUCAUAAAUAUAAUAUAGUAAGAAACUCCAGGUUUCCAGUCUCCAGUCUGAACUGCCAUUCCACUUCUCAGCUUGGAAUUCAGAAUUGUUUGCAUUUCAGAGUGCUUCAUGCAGGAAGCAUUGCUCGUUCCGGUUAUGGAGGAACAAAUGGAAGGCUCACCGCCACAAUCAAUACGGCAAAAGAUUUCUGCCUAUAGGACCAUGGUUUGGGAUGCUUAUAGAAGCAAGCCAAUCUCGCACUGGGUUCUUCUACUCCUAAGUUGUGCAGCAAUGCUUAUUGCAUUCCCCGCUUCUAGCCUCUUGUCUAGAGUUUAUUUUGCCAACGGUGGGAAGAGCAAGUGGAUAAUAUCGUGGGUUGCAGUUGCAGGGUGGCCUAUGAUUGCACUAAUCUUAGUUCCUAUGUAUUUCGUUCUUCGAAUAUAUCCUACUCCACUAGACCUGAAAUUAACUGUAUGCUAUAUCGGGUUGGGCUUCUUAAGCUCGGCUGACAACCUCAUGUAUGCUUACGCCUAUGCCUACCUUCCGGCUUCAACUGCUGCUCUUCUAGCAUCGACAUCAUUGGUCUUUUCUGCAUUAUUUGGAUUCCUUCUGGUGAAAAAUAAGAUCAAUGCAUCGAUCAUUAAUUCUAUUGUGAUCAUUACUGCUGCUAUGGUCAUCGUUGCCCUUGAUUCUGAUUCAGACAGAUAUUCGUACAUCACUGACCAUCAAUAUGCGAUGGGCUUUGUGUGGGAUAUUCUGGGAUCGGCUCUUCACGGGCUAAUCUUUGCACUAUCGGAGUUGGUUUUCGUGAAACUACUAGGCAGAAGGUCCUUCCAUGUGGUGUUGGAACAACAAAUCAUGGUCUCCUUCUUCGCCUUCGUGUUCACAACAAUCGGGAUGGUCGUGAGCAACGACUUCCAGGGGAUGAAAUCCGAAGCCAGAACUUUCGUAGGCGGUCAAAGUUCAUACUACCAAGUUAUCAUCUGGGGCAUCAUAACGUUCCAGGUAGGCGUUCUGGGAGGCACCGCGGUUCUGUUCCUCUCGUCCACCGUGCUGGCUGGCGUCCUCAACGCCAUAAGAGUGCCACUCACAAACAUUGCAGCUGUCAUAUUGCUGAGUGACCCCAUGAGUGGUUUCAAGAUCCUAUCUUUGAUCAUUACCUUUUGGGGAUUUGGCUCUUACAUAUAUGGCAGCUACCCUCUGAGGAAAGAUUCUUGAUCAACUGGUGAGCAUUCUUUGUUCAUAUAUACAAAUAUUGUGGAGUCUCAUCUGUUAUAGUUUAAGCACGAAAUCUCGGGCACAGUAAAUGUUGAUUCAAGUUAUCAAUGUUGAAGAAGCUGAAGCUAGAAAAGUGUAGUGCAGAUUGCAGAGAAACAAAAAUAGAUGUACUAGUACUAGUAUUAUGUGCUUGUGUAAUCUGGAUACAAAAUGAAAUAUAUGUUUAUGUUUAUAUAAGCGCAGUGAAUAUCAAAGA